This is a messenger RNA of Planococcus citri (citrus mealybug), 8974 nucleotides long. RefSeq names its product Down syndrome cell adhesion molecule 1 (gene Dscam1). Gene Ontology annotation, cellular component: plasma membrane; axon. Lineage: Eukaryota; Metazoa; Arthropoda; Insecta; Hemiptera; Pseudococcidae. The coding region runs from base 327 to 6311 and encodes 1994 amino acids. The record is from RefSeq and is a predicted model, not a curated record. Gene Ontology annotation, molecular function: cell-cell adhesion mediator activity. The transcript has 36 exons. Gene Ontology annotation, biological process: dendrite self-avoidance; homophilic cell-cell adhesion; axon guidance.
GUAAAGUAAAGUUAGUACACCUCGGUGUUUUGCGUGUAUAUUUGGUGUGUGGUGUCGCGUUUAAUUUAUUUAUUAAUUUAGACGUUGUGUUAAAGGUUUUUUUUUUCAUAAUUAAUCUCGUAUUGUGAUUUGUGGGAGUGCUAGUGUCCAUCGGAAUUAAUAUUUUCGCGGUGUGCACCGAGUGCAAUCCGGAGUGAAGCCUUUACCGGCAUUUUAUGGUGUUUGUUUACAAAAGUGAAAUCCGCGAGUGUUGCGAUCAAAUGCGAGUUGUGAUCGAAUCUGAGUAAUUUCGCGUGUGUAUCUGUGCGCGUUUUACCGAACGCAAGAUGCGUUUAAAAAGUGCCAUUUUAUCAGCUCUGCUCUUCGUUUUAUCUUCGGCGCUGUUUGGACACGCCGAGAAUGACACCGUUGGGCCUACGUUCAUUAAGGAGCCACCGAAUAAGAUUGAUUUCUCGAACACGACAGGAGCGACAUUGGAGUGCACAGCCAGAGGUAAUCCAGCUCCGGAGAUCAUCUGGCUUCGAGGAGACGGCACAGCUGUCGGCGAAGUGCCCGGAUUAAGACAGGUUUUGCCUAAUGGGAAUCUAGUUUUCCCGCCUUUUCGGGCCGAGGAUUAUCGACAAGAGGUUCACGCUCAAGUAUACAUUUGCAUGGCCAGGAAUUCCGUCGGGUCUAUUCAUUCACGCGAUGUAAAUGUUCGAGCAGUUGUGGAACAGCAUUACCAAACGGAGGUAAACAACGAGUACGUUAUAUUGGGUAAUUCGGCCAUACUCAAGUGUAGCAUACCUUCAUUUUUAUCCGAUUUCGUUAUGGUAAUUGCCUGGCAAGACGAUACUGGCAAUAUUUACAACAGCAUCGCCACCGAUACCUCAUCCAAAGGCAAAUUGAAACAUGAUGGUAAAUACUUAGUUUUACCGUCGGGCGAGUUACACAUUCGAGAUGUGGCACCUGAGGAUGGCUUCAAGUCGUAUCAGUGCCGUACUAAGCACAAAUUGACUGGAGAAACUAGACUGAGUGCUACCAAAGGACGUUUAGUGAUCACAGAACCAACAAAUAAUAUACCACCUCGAUUACUCGGACUCAAAAUUAAAGGAAGUAUUGAGCAAGACAGCAAAUCAGGUGAAACAGCUGUUGUCAGAUGCGAUAUCACCUCAUUCCCUGUACCUGUUUUCAAAUGGUAUAAAUUUGUCGAUGGCACGAGUCGAAAACUCGCUGUCGUUCUGGAUGAUCGAGUGAAGCAAGUUUCCGGUACUUUAAUCAUUCAAGAAGCCAAAGUAGAGGAUUCUGGAAAAUAUCUGUGCGUUGUAAACAACUCGGUGGGUGGAGAAAGUGUCGAAACUGUGUUGACUGUGACGGCUCCUCUGUCAGCUUCAGUCGAACCGAUCGUACAAACGGUGGAUUUCGGAAGACCAGCCGUACUCACGUGUAAUUACGAAGGAAACCCGGUGAAAACAGUCUCGUGGUUAAAAGACGGAAAACCCAUAUCCAGCGGCGAAGGACGUUCCUUGAAAAUCGAUUCGGUUCGAAAAGACGAUAAAGGAAUGUAUCAAUGCUUCGUACGAAACGAACAAGAGAGUGCUCAAGGCAGCGCUGAAAUCAAAUUAGGAGGCAGAUUUGAUCCGCCUCAAAUAACUCAGGCUUUUACCGAAGAAGUUCUAAAGGAAGGUCCUCCCGUGUAUUUGAAAUGUGUCGCUUCUGGUAAUCCGACUCCUGAAAUUACCUGGUUCUUGGAUUCAAAAAAGAUCGAAACCAACGAGAAGUUUCAAAUUAGCAACCAAGUCACUGCUACCGGAGAUAAAAUAUCAUACUUGAAUAUCACCAAUGUCCAAACCAACGAUGGAGGUUUAUACAAAUGUGAAGCCAACUCCAAAGUAGGAUCUGCAUCUCAUUCGGCUCGUCUCAAUGUACACGGAUUACCCUACGUUAGGCGUAUGGAAAAACAAAUGAUCGUUGCUGGUGGAACCUUAUUCGUGACUUGCCCUUUUGCCGGAUACCCUAUCGAAACAGUUACAUGGGAAAGAGAUUCGAGAACUUUACCAAUUAAUAGAAAACAGAGAGUGUUUCCGAAUGGUACGUUGAUCAUCGAAAAUGUCGAAAGGUCUUCCGAUCAAGCUACCUAUACUUGUUUAGCAAAGAGCCCCAAUGGAUACAGCUCCAAAGACAGCUUAGAAGUACAAGUUUUGGUACGUCCUCGAAUAGCUCCAUUCAAAUUCGAAGAACCGAUGUUUGCCGGACAAGCAGCCCAAGUGGCUUGUCUAAUAACAGAAGGUGACCUACCAUUGAACAUAUCUUGGUCGUUUAGCGGAUCUGGCAAUACACCUUUGUCUGAGCUAGGAAUCACAACUAAAAUGUUCGGUGUAAAGUCAAACGUACUGUUGAUCGAGUCAACUGAGGCUAUACAUAGCGGAAAUUAUACCUGUACUGUUAACAGUAUUAGUAACUUCGCUAUGACUCAAUAUACAGCCGAAUUAAACAUAAAUGUGCCUCCUCGCUGGAUCUUGGAACCAUCUCAGAAAGCUUUCGCUCAAGGCAGUGAUGCUAAAAUUGAAUGCAAAGCUGAUGGUUUCCCUCGUCCAACUGUCACUUGGAAAAAAGCUACUGGACAAUCUCCCGGCGACUAUAAAGAUUUGAAAAAUAACUCCGACAUUAAAGUUGAAGACGGAACUUUGACCAUUAAUAAUAUUCAAAAGAGCAACGAAGGCUAUUAUUUGUGUGAAGCUGUGAAUGGAAUUGGAUCUGGACUCUCGGCUGUUAUUACUGUUAAUGUGCAAGCUCCUCCUCAAUUCGAUAUUAAAUUACGAAACCAGACCGCUCGAAAAGACGAACCUGCCGUUCUACAAUGCGAAGCCAAAGGUGAAAAACCAAUCGGUAUUUUAUGGAAUAUGAAUAACAAACGACUCGACUCAAAAGGCGAUGGCAGAUUCACGAUUCGCGAAGACAUACAACAAGAUGGUGUUUUAUCCGGUCUAAGCAUCAAACGAACUGAAAGAAGUGAUUCAGCCUUGUUUACUUGCAUCGCAACGAACUCCUUCGGUAGCGACGACAGCAGCAUUAAUUUGAUUGUUCAAGAACCACCCGAAGCUCCCUAUGGACUGAAAGUUUUGAAUAAAUCUGGCCGAUCUGUACAAAUGUCUUGGAUUGCUCCGUAUACUGGAAAUUCUCCUAUUACCAAAUACCACGUCGAAUAUAAAAUCACCAGAGGAACUUGGGAUACUGACAUGGAACGAGUUUUCGUCGCUGGACACGAAACUUUAGUAUCGGUUAUGACUUUACGCCCAGCUACCACUUAUCAUUUCCGUAUUGUUGCCGAGAAUGAGCUCGGACUCUCUGAACCAUCCGAUGUUGUGACCAUAAUAAGUGCUGAAGAAGCUCCGAGCGGUGCCCCGACCGAAGUACGAGUAGAACCUGUUGACCAAAAAACCUUGAAAGUAUUCUGGAAACCACCCGAAAGAUCCGAAUGGAAUGGUGAAAUUCAAGGAUAUUAUGUUGGAUACAAACCAAUCCCUACUGAUAAUAAAGCAACCACGGACAAGCCCUAUGUUUUUGAAACCGUUGAAUUCAACAAAGAAGAUGGAAAGGAACAUCAUUUAGAAAUUCACAACUUGAAAACCUACACCCAGUACUCUGUAGUGGUACAAGCUUUCAAUAAAUUAGGACCUGGACCUCUAUCCAACGAAACGAGACAAUUCACUGCUGAAGGAAUUCCCGAACAACCUCCUCAUGACAUCAGCUGCACGACGUUGACGUCACAAACAAUCCGAGUUUCGUGGAUAUCACCCCCUUUGAAUUCGGCCAAUGGUAUCAUUAAAGGAUACAAAGUCAUUUUCGGACCAAGUGAAAGUUGGUUUGAUGAAAGUACCAAAGACACGAUGAUUACUUCUUCGAGUGAAACUAUUCUUCAUGGACUGAAAAAAUAUACCAAUUAUAGUAUGGAAAUCUUAGCUUAUACCAGUGGCGGUGAUGGUGUCAGAACUAACAUAAUUCAUUGCCAGACUGAUCAAGAUGUUCCCGAGCCCCCAUCAGCCAUUAAAGCUCUAGUCAUGUCUGUUGAAUCGAUUCUAGUCAGUUGGAAAUCUCCAGUACAACCUAAUGGUGUCAUUACCCAAUAUACCGUUUAUUAUAAGGAACACGCUAAUAAAGAAGCCGAACCAAAAAGCGAAAAGGUUUCACCUCUACAAAUGAAUUACGAAGCUAAAAAUCUCAAAAAAGCCGAACAAUACGAAUUUUGGGUGACUGCUUCGACUAACGUAGGUGAAGGCCAAGCCUCAAAAACGAUUACUGUCGCUCCAAACGCCAAAGUUUCUGCUAAAAUAGCCUCAUUCAGCGAUAAUUUCACCGCCACGUAUCGCGAAGAUGUUAAAUUACCUUGUCUAACCGUCGGUCAACCAGCACCGGAAAUUUCAUGGAAAAUUAAAGGACGCCCUCUAGAAAGCAACGAACGUAUAAGGCAAUUAGCCGAAGGAUCCUUGUUGAUUAAAACUGUGACCAGGACUGAUGCCGGAGAAUACUCUUGCUCAGUUGAAAACUCUUUCGGAAAAGAUCACAUCAAUCAUCGUCUUAUCAUUCACGCUCCACCUCAUCAACCCGAAGUAAAAAUAGAAUCCACUACGAAUAACUCGAUUGUCGUCUUAGUGAAACCUCAUCCAGGUGAAACAGAACCCAUCCAUGGUUAUACCAUACGUUACAAACCAGAUUUUGGAGAAGCUGAGACUGUUCAAAUCCCACCCAACACCGAGAAAUUCCUCAUCGAAAAUUUAUCCUGUGGAAUGAGAUACAACGUUCAAGCUUUCGCCUAUAAUUCGAUUGGCAAUGGUGAUACGUCGGUUGUACAACAAGCACGAACUUCAGGCUCGAAACCUGCAUACCCAAAUGUUAACGAAUUCAUUACGGUGGCUACCAAUUCAGUUACUCUUCAAUUGACAGCUUGGAAAGAUGGAGGAUGUCCAAUGUAUUACUUUGUGAUCGAAUACAAGAAGAAGGCUGCCAAAGAAUGGAACCAAAUCGCCAACAACGUGAAACCAACCGGAAACUACUUAUUACUCGAUUUAGAACCAGCUACUUGGUACCAUCUACGAGUAACUGCCCACAACAGCGCCGGAUUCGUCGUAGGCGAAUACGAAUUCGCCACAUUGACCAUGGAAGGAAGUACAAUUGCACCAGCUCGAGAGCUAGGUGAUAUGAGCGAUGGAGGCUUUAGGGCAACGAGUGAUGAAACUGUGCGAAUUCUGCUAGCGAACUUGAACCUAUUUGUACCAGUAGCAUCCGCCAUUCUAGUUAUCAUUGUCGCAUUCAUCGUUAUCUGUUUCAUUCGUGGAAAAGGAGAUGAUAUGAAAGAUGAUGUAGUUUAUAAUCAAUCCAUGAUGAAUGGAAAUACCAUCGAUAAAAGACGACCAGAUUUACGCGAUGAACUCGGAUACAUCGCACCUCCUAAUCGUAAACUACCCCCAGUUCCUGGAUCCAACUAUAAUACUUGUGAUCGCGUUAAAAGAGGUUACGGGUCUUCAUUUAGAAGUCAUUCAACAUGGGACCCUAGAGGAGGUCGCCAUACAUACGAAGAAUUGAACGGACAUGGCCCAUGUAGGGGUCAUCUUCCACCGUACCGUAGUUCCGAUGAAACUCUUUAUCAGAAAUGUAGAGGUGUUGACGAUGAAAUAUGCCCAUACGCUACAUUCCAUUUACUCGGCUUCCGCGAAGAAAUGGAUCCUUCGAAAGCAGCUGCAAUGCAGUUCCAAACAUUCCCACACCAAAAUGGUCACAGCGGUACUAUUGGACCUACUUCCAUGACUCAAGCUAAUGGUCAUAUCCAUCAAAGAACUGGAUCUCAAUCUAUGCCUCGCACAAAUGGCCGCUACUCUAGAGUAGGUAGCAUUGGUGGACCAAAUUCCACAUUUUCUCCCGAAUACGACGAUCCGGCUAACUGCGGCGAUGAAGAGCCGUAUGGUAGUCAAUAUGGAUCGUAUGGUGCUCCUUACGAUCAUUUCGGGAGUCGUAACUCCGUAGGACGUCGCAGCUUUGGUUCUGCACGUAACCUACCCGGUAAUUCGAGUCCUGAACCGCCUCCACCUCCACCAAGAAAUCAUGACCCGAACAGUAGCGGAACGACGGCAAAUGAUUCCAAGGAGAGUAAUGAAAUGUCCGAGGCAGAAUGUGAUAUGGCCCUGAAUCGCGCCAGUUAUGGAGUUGGUAUAAGGGGAAACUCCAAGGAUGGUUUGACCACCGAGGAGAUGCGUAAAUUGAUCGACAGAAACGAAGCAGGAUACCAACAACUCCAAAACGGAGGGUUCACAACCUACGAUACUGUGGCAGUGUAACUUGUAAUUCUGUCUCGUCACCAGUUUAGUAUCACGUCGUGUAUGUUCGAGACCAUCACGCGACGUCAAUUUUACUACUACUUUUUUUCAUAAACGCUUCAAUUCUUAUAAAAUUAAGUACACUGUCUUUUUUUUUACCAGUUAUUAUAAAUUACCAUGCUUUAAUUAUACAUUACGAUUUACAUAGAAUUAUACUUACAAUGUACGCAGGUCGCACAAAUAAUGGCUUUUUUUCUCUCUCGAUCAAACACAUAGGUAUAUACCGCAAUAUCCUUCUUUUUUUGUACAUAUAUUUUAAAUACCUACGUAAUUCCAAUCUAGAUUUUCAAAUAGCGAGUUGAUUUUAGCCUUAGAUGAUAGUCAUAUUAUUACUAGAUGUAUGUUGUUUUUUUUUUAAAAUCAUUUUCCCCUUUUUAUUUCUCUCCUUUUGGAGUAUUUGAUUUUUUUGUACGAGUUACUAAGCAUCUGGACGGCUUUACGAUGCAUUUAUUUGUUACAUUUUAAGGUCUAUUUUACGUACCUACUAUAAGUUUAUGGAUUUGCUUUCGUUUACGUACUGAAAAUGAUCGAUGCGAUGCAGAAUUUGUCGCAUUUGUUCCAUAACAUGCAGAUUGCCAUAUACACAGAUCGAUAAGAAUAAUGGAACCGAAAUUACCUACGCGUUUCUUUUUUUCUAUGUUUCGAAUGCACUUGUAUACAGGGUGGUUCAGAAUGAACAUAUGGUGCUUUCCAUUGGUUGAGUAGGCAAUUUGUGUGUUUUUAAGAUGAUUUCGAGAGGGAUGUCUGAUUAAAGAAAUUGAUUUGAAAUGGAUUUAGAAGAAUUCAAGUCUUGGCAGUGAGUUAGCCAAGGGUUUAAGUUAUUGAAAGUGAAAAUUAUUGUAAGAUUGUACAAAUGAAUUUGAAUAUUUUUUUUAGAGAGAGAAUGGUUGUUUUUUGAUUGAAAUUAAAUGGAUUUUUUAGAGACUCUGACUGAGAAGUGGGGGUUUGUAGGCAACCUGAAUUACAUUCUGUUACAAAAUUUGCACACCAAAUAAAUUGAAGGGAUAUUUAUUCAUUUUUGACUUUGUGAAAAGUCCUCGAAAUAUGUUAUGUAGGUAUCCGAUUGCGAUUUUUGCCUCAGUACGUAAAAUAAAUUGUCUACUUCACCCCUGAAUAUUCCCUGAUCAUUCUGAACCACCCUGUAGGUUUUUCGCGUCAUUCACGAGUACGCUUUUUCACUCCACUUUUGUGUAGUUAACCCGCAUCGUAAAAGUUAAGAUAUUGAUAAAAAUCGUUCUUCCUAAUUUUUACUGCCAAAAAAAAUUUUUUGGUAAAUUUAAUAUACGCGAGGGUUUUUUUCUUUUCGAGUAUACGAGUCAACAGAGAGAUUGAAAAAAAAUCUCAAUUUUUAGUACGAUGGUACGAGGUUCCCUGUACGAAAUAUGCGAAAAACAAGGCGGUUUUUGUUUUCUUAUCACCUGUAUAUUGUGAGUAUUUAAGGUUGUAUUUCGUAACAAUGUAUUCGGAUAAGUGUUAAAUUUAAGAUAAUUAGUUGUUUUUAUUUUUGACUUGAUUUCGGUUUUUAUUAUUUUUCCUGUAAGUUAUUUAAAGCGUUUGUGUGUUGAGAAUUUAAGCCUUAUAAAGAAAAAAAAAGUGAAAAAAAAACUUUGAUUAAAAUAACCCUUUGGAGGUGAAAUCUAUUAUUUUGAGAAUAUUUUCAAUAUUGAAACAGUGAUAGAGGCGUUAGCUAGUCAUUAAAGUUUAAGUUUCAAGCUUAAUUUUUAUUUCACCGUUUAAGAAAUUGAAUUUCUAUCUGUUCUACUAUCAUUUAAGAUGAUGUGAUUUCACUGCAGAGGGUUAUAAAUUUAUGUGUGUGUGUAUUUUUAUACGAUGUUAUAUUUACGCGUAUUUAUUUUAAAAAACCAUCAUUGAAUUCGGCUAGCUUCCUUUAAUAUUAAUUUAUUUUUACCUAAUUUUCGUUUGCCAUUUUAUUUUUAUAAUUUUUUUUAAAAACUUAAUUGUAUCAUGAUUUUCUAUCAUCUUUUUAUUUCGGCCGAUUCUAGUAAUCGAAUAUGUUAUUUUUAGAAUAAUCGUUUUUAUUUUUGUCUAUAGCGAUUAUCUGUGUACUUUCUUUUUUUUUUUUUUUAAAUAAUUAUAAUUUUCAAAGCUCAACCAUAAAAAUAUAAGAUUAUUUUAAGCUACUGAGGCUUAGCGCGUUUAAAAAAAAUGUUGAGGCGAAUGAAUGUUUGGUUUCGAUGUUGAAUGAAAUAUAAGUAAUAAUUUGGGAAUUUUUAUUUAAUGAAAAAUUUCUAUUUUGCAUUUAAUACGGGUUAUUAUUACUAGAGUUUUCUCAUCCUUGGGUAUCGUAUAUUAUUUGUAAUCGAAUCUAGUACACCGAUUAAUCGAUUUAGAAUGUUAUUAUUUUUGCUUGUUUUUAUUUAUUUUGUUUUUUUUUUCUUAUUUAAUUCUACGUGUAAACGCCCAGAUAUACGGAUAGAUGACUAAAAUUUAUUUUACAGUACCAAAAUGUUUUUAUAUUUAGUCAUAUGUUGUGUUUUUUAGUUUUUUUCUUUUUUUUAAGCUGUGAUGUUUUAGCUGUAAUUACUUCGAUGAUUUUUUUUUUUUUAUAAUUGUAAAGCUUUAGCUUAUUUAUUAAAAUAUAUCAGUGCUAAUGUACCAAUUUA